Messenger RNA from Pyricularia oryzae 70-15, 285 nucleotides. RefSeq lists its product as uncharacterized. NCBI's taxonomy places the organism in Eukaryota, Fungi, Ascomycota, Sordariomycetes, Magnaporthales, Pyriculariaceae. The record is from RefSeq and is a predicted model, not a curated record. The transcript has 2 exons. The coding region runs from base 1 to 285 and encodes 94 amino acids.
AUGAAGCUGCGGAACCGGCUCGGCCUUGGGCUACUGUCUUUCAUGGAAGCAGUCAAGGUUCCCGAGAAGGCGUGUGAAAGAGUUUAUGGAAAAGAAAAAGUCGCUGAUGGUACAGGUCACCCCAUAACAACACAUAAGCCUCGGUGCAUCCUUAUUCAAGCCCAGCACGCCGGUUUUAGGACCACUGGUGGCCGCAUUCUCAACAACGAUCAGCUUUCAGGUAGUGAAGGCCACUGUGUGGUAGCCACAGCACCUAUACUUGUGGUCUCUGAGAUCCACCUGUGA